GAUACAUGCCCAUCACUACUUGUAGCCUAGGCUAGCCGUGUUGGCCAGAAGUUUCUAGUGAAUUCCUCUAGAAUCUAAGCGAUAAGUUUUCAGUUGAGUUGACUUGGUAGCCUAAACUAGAAAUAGAAACUGAAAGAAUAAUAUGGCGACCGCCGCUGAAUUGUGUCGAUCUAGUGGUCGCUGUCUACAGUAGAUUCCUCCCCAACAUCCCAGCAGAAAGACAAAGAUUCCUAACAAAAAUUCCCCCCCCCCCCCACUUGGGAGUCAAGCUCGGUAGCCUACAAUUUGAUCAGAUCUUUCAUUAUCAAACAGGCAAGCGAAUGAGCAAUAUGUGGAUGAAGAUUACCAAAGGGCGGUGGAGCUUUAUACAGAAGCCAUAGCGUUGGAUGGCGGACGGGAUGACAUUUACUGCCAUAGAGCACAAGCUCGAAUCCAGCUUGGGAAGUAUUCAGAGGCAGCUGCUGAUUGUGAUCAAGCCAUGAAGCUGAACGAGAAUAACAGCAAAGCUUACAUAAAGAAAGGAACUGCUCUUUUUCAAAUGGAUGAGAUAGGGAAAGCUCUUGAUGUGUUCAAGGAAGGGCAAAAACGAUUUGAGUCUGACAGUGUGUAUGUUGGUUGGAUCAAGAAAUGUGAGGACAAACUUCCGAGUCCAAAAGCAGAAACUGAGAGCCCCAAAAUACCACAACCAGCACCAGCGGAGAAAGCAGCGUGUGCGUCAUCUCCGUCAGCAGUGAGGCAUGAGUGGUAUCAGACUCACACCCAUGUAGUGGUCACUGUACUAGCAAAGAAUGUGAAGAAAGAUAAUCUUUCAGUAGACGUGGAGGACAGAAAGCUGAACGUCCUAAUAAAGGAGUACCAAGGCUCCCCUGUGGAUCUGAACUUUUUCCUGGCACACACAGUGGUUCCUCAAGAGUCGCAGACUAAACUGUUUGCUUCAAAGGUCGAAAUCAAAUUAAAGAAAAGUGAAGGUAUUCAGUGGCCCAAGCUAGAGGGAUCUGCUGAAGAAAAAGAAUCUGUAACUCCACUAGCAGCAGCCCCAAUACCCGAGGGAGAUGUGCCAAAGUAUCCGUCCUCAUCUCAUUAUACCCGAGACUGGGAUAAGCUAGCAGCAGAGGUGACUAAAGAAGAGAAGGAUGAGAAACUGGACGGAGAUGCAGGCCUCAACCAAUUUUUCCAAAAGCUCUAUGCAGACGCUUCCGAUGAUACCAAGAAAGCCAUGAUGAAGUCUUUUUCCGAGUCUGGAGGAACUGUGCUGAGCACUAACUGGUCUGAAGUGGGCUCCAAGCCAGUGGAGGUGAAACCACCUGACGGAUUGGAGUACAAAAAGUGGGAAUGCUGAUGACAACUGUGAUGAAUGGAAGUUUCUGUCACCAAGCGGUGGAAGAUUUAGCAGUGAUGAGUUUUUUUCAUUUUUAUUUGUUUGCGUGUGGCUGCACAGGAAAAACUGUCACAUAGGUUCCAAAACCCUUUCUGAGAUAGGAACGUUUAUAUAUUCUGCAACCAUUUGUUAACAUUUUGCUUUUUAUUUGAAGUUUUUGUCAUGCUCAGAUGAAAAGUUAUUACAAUUUAUUAUUUAAUUAGAGAAGCGUUUUGUCCUGUCCAAUGGAAUGUAGGAACUUCAAAAACUCUCUUGAGAUUUUCACAUUAUGAUGAAAGUAAUCCAUUCAAGACUGAAUUCUGUCUGUCUGUUGUGACUUCUUUCAUUUCAGUGUCUUCAUGUCUAAAUGAGUGCCAGAUUCAAGCUUGUCAAGAAUUGCAACAUCAAGCUCAGAUUUGCGUAGUUGUAUGUAUUGGAAUAUGACAUUUUCAAUAUUUUCUUUUGUGAAUUUGAGGUGACAUGCACUGCCUUUACUAGAAUAUUGAAUGAUUUCUGGUAAGACUAGAGUGUCUGGAUCAGAAGGUUUUCAUAUUGUGUCACCUGUUCUUCGCAGUGUUGAAAGGGUACGAUGUUUUCUAUCAGAUCAUUUUUGACUGCUUCAAAGAUUUCAUCUGCUCUUUCUGCAUUGCCUCCAUUGCCAUUUCCUGAGAGACAAAAAAUGUUUUAGUGCGUGUGUUAACACUGUGUGACAUAAUUUAUAAGUAGACCAGAAAAUCUCAACAAACUGGCUUCACUUCAGUGCCAGGCUAAACUGCAGUUCAAACAUCAAAUUCUUUUUUCAUUUUAAUUUAAACUUAAUGAAAGUUGAUAAAAACUAGCCUUCAAGGCUCAAUUAACAUUGUAAUACAACACACAAAUGAGCAUUGUUCAUCUGAUUAUUCUCAGUUGAAUUACGGUGACUCUGACCUGAGUAUUUGAAGUUUUGCACGUUAUAAAACAUUUCCAAGCAUCCCCCGAAACACAGCCCUGGUUCUGUGGGGCACUUCGGGCAGUAAUAUCGGGACUCUCUACAGAUGUUCCAUUAGCAAUUGAAGCCCAAUGAAUUUCUUCAUCUCGGAAAUGGUGGUUUCCUCCCAUAGACAAAAGUAGGAACGUUUGGGAAAGUUGGGGUUCUGAGCCAGAAAUUGAGCAGCCCUGCAGUUUGUUUCAGUAACAAGUGGAGUCCAGAAGUUCUCAUUUAGAAAAAUGUUCAGAAAAUCAUGCCAUUCAUCAAAAGCUGUGUGGUCAAACUACAGACCAUGCUGCACAUUGAAGUCUGGCCAUUCACGUUGAAAAUCUGAGCUUGGUGGCGCCCAUUGAAAGCCAGCAUCAUGGAUGCACCCUUUGACUUUGACAUGUCACUAUCAUUACUAUUGUCAGGUGACUCUUCUUUAGUAGACACAGCAUAGUUUGUUUCUGAGUAGAAAUCAUCCUGAACAUCACUCUCUGACGACUUGGCUUCCAGCUGAAAAAUCUGAAAUAACAAUUUUCUCUUUCUUCUGCCAUUGGACUCCUAUAAUGAGCAAGUUCGCUUGAACUCUCAAAGAACGAUUGUACAUGGUGUUUGUUUUGUGUGCUGUAGUGCUAUCAGUAAAGAUAUCGGGAAGAAAUUGGUAUCGAUAUACACAUCUUUUAAUGCUAAAUCGAUCUUGCCGUGAGACAUGUGAAUAGCUUUGGAAAUACAUUCUUUUAGGCAGUUACAUUUAUGACAUACCUAGUACGUCUUAAAGGGAUCGGUGAACCAGAGAAAUUCGAUGUUUACAAGCCGUACUUGGUAUGUCAUGUCAGAAAUAUCUAUGCAUUUUCAUGCCAUACCAGGUACGUCGUGGGGCAUUGAAGGGGUUAAUCGACCCAAACCCAAAACCAGUGUCUGUUACUUCCAAUGGGUUUUCCUGUGCUCCCACUCAUAUAUUUUGCUGUAGUUGUGACUAUUGCACUCUGUUGUGAUUAUUAAUGCUGAGUGUUUAAAGAAGUACAGCUGCUGUCAACUAUACGGAACCAAAUUCAAGAGGCAACUUAGGUUUUAGAUCAAGUAGUCGAUUUUCAGUGGUUUAUCAUAGGCCUACAUGACAUUUUUAGAAAUGUUUGCACAGAAUUAGCAAAUGAUGUUUUGUGUGAUUUUCAAGCGUUUUUUCAUUAGCUUUGGUUCUGUAUAGUAUAAGUUUUUCUUUAUUUGAAAUCUUGAGAGCUCCUUCUUCAAAGUCUAGAGCUAGCAAUUUUUAACUGCAUGUAUUGUUGACUGCUGGCUUUAGAAUUCAUUUGGAGGACAGAUAUUUGACUGAGAUCAGCGGGGGAUGUUGGAUUACAGUACUGUUGUAUUUCUGUUUUGAAGGGUCGAAGAGUUCUUUGUACUGUUACUGGCUUUUGUUGAAACAUAUCUUGUCUUUGUAGAUUUUCUCUGGAGAACUACUAUGUCAUUGUGUGCAAAAAUAGUUUUGUUCAUUUGAUGAGAUUAGACAUACUUCACUACUCCAUCUGACAGAUAUGAGAUGGAUAUAUCAUGACUGGACUUCUUGCUGAUUAAGACUUUGACUUGUCUAUUUAAACAUUAUUACUAUUAGCUAAAAUUUGUUUUAAAUUCGCUUUCACAGUAUUCAGCCUGUCUGUUUUUCCCAUGAUUUCAUGAAAGGAUAAGGAAGAUUUCAUAAUCAUUUCGUCGCCUCUGAACUAUUUUGUCCUAAGUGCCCUCUUUUCUUAAGUACAAAAUGGACUAAAUUGUUCUGAGGCGACGAUUUGUCUCCCUGCAUAUUAUAUUCAGCGGAAAGAGAAUGUGAGGGAAAAUUUAAGUGUGAAAUUUCUAUCCAAUGACUUUUUUGGGGAAAAAAUCAAUUGUGUGACUGUUAAUUACUUUUUACGUGCAGCCCUUUGAUUACAUUUCACUAUGAAGUCAUCAUUUUCUGACAGUUUGGUGAUUACAUUCCUUAGAGUUGUGUUAUUAGGUUUCACGCUUCCUUUCACUUCAAAAUGUAUGAAAUGUUUUAAACUACACUGAAAAGGUUUCCUUCCAAAGCUAAAAUGUGUGUGUCUUAUUAGUCUUAUUAACAUUUGUAUUUUGAAUAUAUAGAAAAAUUGUGUUCUUGGUAAAUUGCUAAACUUCAAUCUUCAGAUACCUUUUUUGAAACCAAAAAAUGAAAUUUUGUAGCUGUUAUUUAUAUGAUUUGCAUUUUAAAAAAUUAGUAGCACAACAAUUUACAAAUAAUUAGUUUGUGUGACAGAAUGCUAUAGUACUUUCAAUAAAAUGUGGCAGCAGUACUAAUUAUUUAGAGCGUUUAUUUAUUGUUCCUUAAGUAUUAAUGUUGCCUAAAUUAUUUCAAGCCUUUUUUGCUUCCUUUUAAUUUUCUCUUUCUUUCUUUCUUAUCACCUCUCAUACACUCUACCCCUUUUCCCUUCUCAUUCAUCUUUGGUAGUUACUAAGCAUCUGUUUUUGACUCAGCUUUCCGUCAUUGAUGUUGGAAUGUUCUAGUUUCCAAUUAGGUAUGAUUUUUAAACGUAAAGACGCUGUCAAAUUGUGCAGAAAAAUAAUAAAAUGUAAAUCAAUAA
This is a messenger RNA of Aplysia californica (California sea hare), 4897 nucleotides long. RefSeq names its product protein SGT1 homolog. The transcript has 13 exons. Gene Ontology annotation, biological process: protein stabilization. The coding region runs from base 479 to 1339 and encodes 286 amino acids. The record is from RefSeq and is a predicted model, not a curated record. Gene Ontology annotation, molecular function: protein-folding chaperone binding. NCBI's taxonomy places the organism in Eukaryota, Metazoa, Mollusca, Gastropoda, Aplysiida, Aplysiidae.